Messenger RNA from Macroventuria anomochaeta, 969 nucleotides. RefSeq lists its product as uncharacterized. The record is from RefSeq and is a predicted model, not a curated record. The transcript has a single exon. The coding region runs from base 116 to 838 and encodes 240 amino acids. NCBI's taxonomy places the organism in Eukaryota, Fungi, Ascomycota, Dothideomycetes, Pleosporales, Didymellaceae.
GCAUCCUUUCAGAAUCCACACGUUCGCAUGUCACGGGCAAGACAACCCGUUGCGAAGCUCAACCGUACCAACUCGCCAUCUCCCAACACAGAAUCUCAAAUAGUAGAAUUCUGCCAUGUCUCCCGCCAGCAAAAUCGAAGUCCGAACCUACACCCUCCCACCAACAAAGCUCAUCCCAAACUCACCACACGUGCUCAUACACUACCCCGGUCUUCUCACCUCUCUCGUCAAAGACCAAAAAAUCUCCACGACACAGAUAUUUGAUAUGUUCAAAAGCAAUGGCUGGCAAUCGCAAUGGAUCGCACGCUACGGCCCAAACCAAAACUCGCACUACCACUCCUCCGCGCAUGAAUGCAUGGCCGUGAUCUCCGGCGGGCGAGCAAAAAUCCGCUUCGGCGUUGCCGACUCCAAAGAAGACCGGGAGCAAGACCUUGGGCUCGGCACUCAAGGCAAAGACCUGAACGAAGACGACAGAGAAGAAGGGGGUGUUCUGCUUGAUGCGGAAGUUGGCGAUGUUUUCAUUCUCCCAGCUGGGGUUGCGCAUAAGACACAUGAUCCGAGCCCGAAGACGGAUGGCAUUGUGUUUUAUCAGCCGCCGGAUAAGAAUGAUGAGAUAGGGAGUCGAGAGUUCUUUGAGGGGAUACCGAUUGAAGGAGAGUUUAUGAUGAUGGGCGCGUAUCCGAGGGGUGGGGAGUGGGAUUUUGCUGUUGGGGGUGAGCAUGAGGGGCACUUUGAUGAUGUGUGGAAUGUGAAAGUGCCUGAGCGAGAUCCUGUUCUGGGGGCGAGUGUGGAGGGGUUAAAGGGCUUAUGGGCCCUGGAAGAUAAGGCGAAGCUGUAAGGAGGUGCUGGUGAGAAGGUGGACGUUUGAAAGACUGUAAUGUGCGUCAAGCAGUGAAUCUGUAACGAGUCAAGUAUAUAUCAACAGCACAAGCCAGUCUAUGAACAUUCCAAGUCGAGCACACCUCGACU